GCUUCUCCCCAGACGAUUUUCUCUUCCUCUCAUCAGAUAGACCUUCCUCUCACUGAUCUCUGUUCUCCAAUUAAGCCAGAUACCCAUUUAUCCUUUAGUUGCCCAUCAUGUCUUCCACUCUCUUCUCCACCAUCACCACCCCCACGCUCAAGUAUGAGCAGCCCACUGGACUGUUCAUCAAUGGCGAGUUCGUCAAGGGCGUCGAGAACAAGACCUUUGAGACCAUCAACCCCCACGACGAGAAGCCCAUCAUCUCCGUCCACGAGGCUACCGAGAAGGAUGUCGAUAUUGCUGUCGCCGCUGCUCGCAAGGCCUUCGAGACCACAUGGAAGCAGACCACCCCUACGGACCGUGGUCGCCUACUGACCAAGCUGGCCGACCUGAUCGAACGCGAUGCGGAUAUCCUCGCAGCUAUCGAGUCGCUGGACAACGGCAAGUCUCUCUUCUUCGCAAAGCUCGACGUCGCCAACUCCGCAGCAUGCAUUCGGUACUACGGUGGAUGGGCAGACAAGAUCGUGGGUCAGACGAUUGACACAGACCCUGAGAACUUGACCUACACCAAGCACGAGGCCAUUGGUGUCUGUGGUCAGAUUAUCCCUUGGAACUUCCCCCUGAUGAUGUGGGCUUGGAAGAUCGGCCCUGCUAUCGCAGCUGGAAACACGGUUGUGAUCAAGACUGCUGAGCAGACUCCUCUAUCCGGACUCUACGCUGCCAAGCUCGUCCAGGAGGCUGGAUUCCCCCCUGGUGUUGUUAACGUCAUCUCUGGCUUUGGUCGCAUUGCGGGUUCUGCCAUCUCUGCCCAUAUGGGCAUCGACAAGAUCGCCUUCACUGGUUCGACCGCCGUUGGCCGUACCAUCCUCCAGGCCGCAGCUAAGAGUAACCUGAAGAAGGUCACUCUGGAGCUGGGAGGCAAGUCUCCCAACAUCGUCUUCAACGACGCCGAUAUUGAUAACGCCAUUUCUUGGGCCAACUUCGGUAUCUUCUUCAACCACGGCCAGUGCUGCUGUGCCGGUUCCCGCCUCCUCGUCCAGGAGGGCAUCUACGACCAGUUCGUCCAGCGCUUCAAGGAGCGCGCAUCCGCCAACAAGGUCGGCAACCCGUUCGACAAGGACACCUUCCAGGGUCCCCAGGUGUCCAAGCUCCAGUUCGACCGUAUCAUGGGCUACAUUGAUGAGGGCAAGAAGGCUGGUGCCAAGGUUCUCGUCGGCGGUGAGCGCCACGGCAACGAGGGCUACUACAUCCAGCCUACCGCCUUUAUCGAUGUCACCCAGGACAUGAAGAUCGUUCAGGAGGAGAUCUUCGGCCCCGUCGUUGCUAUCCAGAAGUUCAAGACCGAGGAAGAAGCCAUCAAGAUUGGUAACGACACUAACUACGGUCUCGCGGCCGCCAUCCACACCAGCAACAUCAACACUGCCAUCCGUGUUUCCAACGAGCUCCGUGCUGGAACCGUCUGGGUCAACAACUACAACAUGCUCCACCACCAGGUUCCCUUCGGUGGUUACAAGGAGUCUGGCCUGGGCCGCGAGCUGGGCUCGUAUGCCCUGGAGAACUACACCCAGAUCAAGACUGUCCGCAUCCGUCUUGCCGAUGCUAUUUUCGGAUAAAUGCAGCAUCAAAAUACGUAAUUGUUCUGUCUGUUUGCCGGGAUUGUGAGUCGUUUUCUGACUCUCUCGCUAUAUAUAUAUACCAUGUUGUUCGGCAAAAGAACAGCAGGCCUGUCCAGUAUACGAGCCAUGAAACUAGCGUGAAAUGAAAUUCUAUGUAACAACUUCAUUUAUUU
This is a messenger RNA of Paecilomyces variotii, 1780 nucleotides long. RefSeq names its product aldehyde dehydrogenase. The transcript is spliced from 3 exons. NCBI's taxonomy places the organism in Eukaryota, Fungi, Ascomycota, Eurotiomycetes, Eurotiales, Thermoascaceae. The coding region runs from base 108 to 1604 and encodes 498 amino acids. Gene Ontology annotation, molecular function: aldehyde dehydrogenase (NAD+) activity. The record is from RefSeq and is a predicted model, not a curated record.